Anopheles coustani is the source of this 261-nucleotide messenger RNA. Its product is annotated as protein slit-like. The transcript is spliced from 2 exons. Lineage: Eukaryota; Metazoa; Arthropoda; Insecta; Diptera; Culicidae. The coding region runs from base 1 to 261 and encodes 86 amino acids. The record is from RefSeq and is a predicted model, not a curated record.
AUGGCCAUGCGGGAGAUCUGGUCCGGACCGCAGUUUAAAAUGUUGAUACUGCUCACCGUGACCGUUGUGCUGGCUCUGGUAUCUCCUUCGUCGGAAGAGCCGUACAGUGGUGGAGGUGGCGGAGCACGAGGAGGUGGAUAUUUUGGAGCUGAAAAUCGAUGCCCACGGCUUUGUUCCUGCACUGGUACGACGGUGGACUGUUCGCAUCGCGGAUUGACCCAGGUGCCCCAGAAGAUACCACCGGAAACUGAUAGACUGUAA